AUGCCCCUUCAAUCAACUCUUGCUUUUUCCUCCCAAAAUCAAUCACAAAAUCCUACGACUCCCUCUUCUAGCCAUCCUCAUCGUAUUCGGCAGCCACCCUCUAACCCCGGAAUGAUUCCACCCAGCCCAGAUGGCAGACGCCGCCUGUCGAUUCCAACCGAAUGCACUCCUUCCAAUACGAAACGUCCAGCACCCAUCGAGGUUUUGGACAAAUCGGACUCAGAAGAGGGUGAAGUCGAACGUGUUGAACCUGCAAAGAAAAAGCAAAAGAAGAAGCCGGCUAAUAAACAGAAAACCACUAAAUCCAAAGAAACUGCAGGCACAGGAACCGGUUCUACUUUUGUCGACAAAGAAACUCUACGUGCUGACUCUGACAUUGAAAACGACAAAGUCCAACCACGCGCACCUAAAAUGUCUAAACAAGAGAACAAUGAUUUAAACGACUACUAUGAUGUACCGUUUCGCAGAAAAACAGACGUGAGUAGUUUGUUUUUCAUUACCACAUGUCUAUACAUAUCCAAUCAUUGA
This is a messenger RNA of Melampsora larici-populina 98AG31, 528 nucleotides long. RefSeq lists its product as uncharacterized. NCBI's taxonomy places the organism in Eukaryota, Fungi, Basidiomycota, Pucciniomycetes, Pucciniales, Melampsoraceae. Bases 1 to 528 code for a protein of 175 amino acids. The transcript is spliced from 2 exons. The record is from RefSeq and is a predicted model, not a curated record.